AACUGCCAAUCAACCUAUGUGCCUCCACACUCAAGAGAAAGAUCAGCGCCUGUCCGCGCCAGCCACAUUACAUUAGAGGAAGAUUCAGAAGAUAACUACAAGAAUGCCCUGAUGAAACAGGGAAAAGAUUAGCUCCUGUUCAAAUUCGCAAACAGGAGCUUGAAGAGAUUGAACAACAACAAUUUGAAGAGAAGCCACUAUGCAAUCUCCAGUCAUAAGACAUCAUAACCUCCAGUGUAUCCCCUUAUCAAAAACUUCACACCGAACCGCCGCGCCGCCACCAAUCCAAUCCCUUCUCAACCGACCAGACUCUGAGUUCCGCGUUAUCCGAAACAGCGGCCCUUUACCAAUGGGAACUGCUUCUGGAAAGGGGGGGCUAAUGUGGCGGGCUGCGCCCGAUCAAUCAUAUAGACUAUUCUGUUACACUCCACAGAUUCUACGUACGCUCCGAUCCUCGGCCAUUCUCGAUUGCUGAUCCUCGGCCGCCACCCCGAUCAAUCAUAUAGACUAUUCUGUUACACUCCACAGAUUCCACGUACGCUCCGAUCCUCGGCCAUUCUCGA
This is a messenger RNA of Blastomyces dermatitidis ER-3, 563 nucleotides long. RefSeq lists its product as uncharacterized. The coding region runs from base 200 to 475 and encodes 91 amino acids. The transcript has a single exon. The record is from RefSeq and is a predicted model, not a curated record. Lineage: Eukaryota; Fungi; Ascomycota; Eurotiomycetes; Onygenales; Ajellomycetaceae.